Molecule: messenger RNA, 1359 nt
Organism: Carcharodon carcharias (great white shark)
Lineage: Eukaryota; Metazoa; Chordata; Chondrichthyes; Lamniformes; Lamnidae
Product: potassium channel subfamily K member 13-like
Exons: 2
Coding region: 1-1359 (452 amino acids)
Biological process (GO): potassium ion transmembrane transport; stabilization of membrane potential
Cellular component (GO): membrane
Molecular function (GO): potassium ion leak channel activity
Source: RefSeq, a predicted model, not a curated record
AUGGCCGGGAGGGCUGGCUCCUGCUCCUCCUGCUCCACCUGCUCCUCCUGCUGCUCCAGCCCUACCUGCUCCUCCUGCUGCUCCAGCCCUACCUGCUCCUCCUGCUGCUCCAGCCCUACCUGCUCCUCCUGCUGCUCCAGCCCUACCUGCUCCUCCCGCUGCUCCCUCCGGCUCAACGCGGACAACGCCCGCUUCGCGCUGCUGGCUGCCUUCAUCUCGCUGUACCUGGUGUGCGGGGCGGCCGCCUUCUCGGCUAUCGAGCGGCCCGUGGAGGUGCGGGCUCAGCGGGCGUGGAGCCAGAGGCUGGCCGACUUCACCCGCUGCCACAACAUCAGCCGCCGGGAGCUGGGCGCCUUCCUGAGGGAGUACGAGGAAGCCCAUGUGGCUGGCAUCAGGGUCGACCCCCUGAGACCCCGGUGGGACUUCACGGGAGCUUUUUACUUUGUCGGGACGGUGGUGUCCACCAUAGGCUUUGGGAUGGCCACACCAGUGACGAUCGGGGGCAGGAUCUUCCUGAUCUUCUACGGCCUGGUGGGAUGCGCCGCCACCAUCUUGUUCUUCAACCUGUUCCUGGAGCGGGCCAUCACUCUGCUGGCCUACAUCUUGCGCUGGUUCCACGAGCGGAAGGUGCAGCGGAGUGCGGCGACGAAGCGGUCCGGCCGCGGAGGCUCCGGCCACUCGGCGGAGGUGGACAGCCUGGACGGGUGGAAGCCCUCCGUUUACUACGUCAUGCUCAUCCUGGGGGCCGCAUCGAUCGUCAUCUCCUGCUGCGCCUCGGCAAUGUACUCGCCCAUCGAGGGCUGGACCUACGCCGAGUCCUUGUACUUUUGCUUUGUGGCGUUCAGCACCAUUGGGUUCGGCGAUCUGGUGAGCAGCCAAAGAGCGGCCUACACCAACCAGAGCUUGUACCGGGCGGGGAACUUCCUGCUCAUCCUGAUGGGCGUGUGCUGCCUCUACUCCUUGUUUAACGUCUCCUCCAUCGUCAUCAAGCAGUUCCUCAACUGGAUCCUGGAGAGGCUGGAGUGCCGGUGUUGCCGAUGGUGCCGGGGCGCGGGGAGGGCGAAGACCCACCGGAAUGCCAUCCACCCGGCCGCUGUCAAGACCAGGCGGCACGACGUUUCUGUGGAGACGGUGUGCGACAGUGAGACCGAUGGGCGCCGGAUGUCGGGCGAGAUGAUCUCCGUGAAAGACUUUUUGGCUUCCGACAAGGUGUCCCUGGCUAUAAUGCAGAAGCAGCUCUCCGAGACUGCCAACGGCGGUCCCAGGCAAAGCCACACACGGUACAACGGUUUCUCUGGUGGUGUUGGCGCCUUGGCAAUCAUGAACAACAGAUUGGCGGAGACGAGCGUGGAUAGGUAG